AUGCAGCUCACCACAACCCUCCUCCCCCUAGCAGCCUUCGCGGCAACCGCCCUUUCCCAAACAACCCCAACCCCAACAAUCCCCGAGGGCUACCGGAAAGUGAUCCUAAACACAAUCAAGGACGCCAAGUUCGCCGUUCAAGCCCAAACACCCAUCAAGAGCGGCUCAGGCAUCAUCCUCUUCACUGUCAAGGCCACUAGCCCCAAGCCUGAGCAGCAGUGGUGGAUCAAGGAUGGGAAUACCAAGGUUCAGCUGGCCGAUACCAAUUUUUGCUUGGAUGCUGGGACUGGAAGAAGCAACGGCUCGCCCUUGACCAUCCAAGACUGCGCCGACACCAAGGCUUCGCAAAAGUGGCUUUACCAGCCCGAGGGGUACCUGGUACUGGACCAAUCCUCUGGCACAAAACUCUGCGUCGACCUCUACACCGGUUCCGUCAGGGAUAAUACGAAAAUUGUGCUUUGGCAAUGCAUCAACGGGGACAAGAACCAUCAGUGGCCGGCGGCGAAUGUUACUGCCACCCCUUAA
Messenger RNA from Sordaria macrospora k-hell, 525 nucleotides. RefSeq lists its product as uncharacterized. The record is from RefSeq and is a predicted model, not a curated record. Lineage: Eukaryota; Fungi; Ascomycota; Sordariomycetes; Sordariales; Sordariaceae.